This is a messenger RNA of Frankliniella occidentalis (western flower thrips), 402 nucleotides long. RefSeq names its product ubiquitin-conjugating enzyme E2 Z-like. Gene Ontology annotation, biological process: negative regulation of apoptotic process. The record is from RefSeq and is a predicted model, not a curated record. The transcript has 3 exons. Gene Ontology annotation, cellular component: nucleus. The coding region runs from base 1 to 402 and encodes 133 amino acids. Lineage: Eukaryota; Metazoa; Arthropoda; Insecta; Thysanoptera; Thripidae. Gene Ontology annotation, molecular function: ubiquitin conjugating enzyme activity; cysteine-type endopeptidase inhibitor activity.
AUGCUUGAUUGGGAUCCUCUUCAAAUGAAUUCUACGGAUGUGACUCAAAUUACACCCCAAUGCUCCUUUCGUAUGAAAAGUGACAUUAAAAAUUUGAUAGAUGAACCCCCGGAGGGGAUACUUAUGGAGCCAGAUGAACAAGACUUCCUAAAGGUGCAUGUUUUGAUCACUGGUGCACCAGGGACCCCCUACGAAAAGGGGUUCUUCUACUUUUUCAUUGGUUUUCCUUCAAAUUACCCCUUUCAUCCUCCGAAAGUUCGAUUCAUGACUACCUCUGGAGGUAAAGUGAGGUUCAAUCCCAAUCUUUACUCAAAUGGCAAAGUUUGCCUCAGUUUAUUGGGCCUUUGUUGUCAAAGCCCAGUUAGUUAUCUUGUUGUCUCCGGUAGCUUCUUUGAAUUAUGA